ACCCAACCCAUGUGAAACCCUAAACACCCAUUCUUCAUUCUUCUGCAGCCUUUAGCUCUACCUUCCGCUCCUUCACAUCCUAUCUCUUCCGCACCAAAUCCACCAUUUCUGGUCUUCUUCUAGCACCCUUCACCCCCACCAGCUGCACCCUUGAGAUGCUUCAUGCUUGGAAGCUCCUGAGCCCUGAAGAGAAAGCAAAAUACACUACUUCAUGGUUGUUAAUAUGAUUUUACAGAUUAUUUUGCAGUUUGAACAUUUUGAUGAUUUUACUUUGGCUUCUACAUGGGAAAGUCUGGUUCUGUUGUAAGGAGCUGACGGAUCCAGCUUUACUUUGAUACAGCCAUACAGGUUCAUAUCUGAGAUAGAGGCAGUUUGCAGUCAAUGGUUGGCAGAUGUCCCUAGAAAUUUAUUGAGUAAUAGUCAUCUAGAUCAACUCUACAAAGAUGAUGUUUUGCUGCUGCUGGGUUGUUGGAUUAUUUAGUUAAGACAUUUAAUCAGUUCCCCGAAUACUGCUUGAUUUCCACUGUGUCGUUUUUCUAUUCAUUUUAAUGGUUGAUGCCUUUAUAUUCAAACCUUGUUGAAGGCCCAAUCUCUCAAUCACUUUGACAACGAAGGAAAUGUGUCAGUUUCUGAGAUCCAUUUUGCAUUCUGAAAUUUAACACCUUAACGACUGCAUCAAAUCUUAUAAAGUGCUUCAUUGAAUCGUUUGGUCACUGAUGUGGCCUUUAUAUGUUCUCUUCAACAAGUUUUUGGGACCGCAAGAGGAAAAUGUUCAUGGACCGGAUGUGAGCAAUUUGAGUUUUAACAGUUCCUUCCCUUUUAUUCAGUUACCAAAUGGAAAUGUUUACAACAGUAUGGUUGUCUCCCGAUCAUUUUCUGUUGAAGUUCCGCACAUCAACCAACUACAUACAUGGGAUUGCGGUCUUGCCUGUGUUGCGAUGGUUUUGAGAACUCUUGGCUUCAGUGAUUGUAAUGUUAUAGAACUAGAAGAGCUAUGUUGCACGAGAAGCAUUUGGACAGUUGAUCUUGCAUAUUUGUUGCAGAAAUAUUCUGUCGAUUUUUACUACUUUACAGUCACACUAGGAGCAAACCCCAAGUUUAGUGUGGAGACGUUUUACAAGGAACAAUUACCUAGUGAUCUGGUCCGUGUGAAUACGCUGUUUCAAAAGGCACGGGAAGCUGGCAUUGAUAUUGAGUGCAGGUCAAUUAGCAAAGAAGAGAUGUCCAUAUUAAUCUUGUCGGGAAACUAUAUUGCAAUUGCUUUAGUUGACCAAUACAAGUUAAAUCAUUCUUGGCUGGAGGACCUUUGUGUUUCGAGCUUUUGUAGCAACAGGCCUGGGUAUACUGGUCACUAUGUUGUCAUUUGUGGCUACAAUGCAGACACAGAUACAUUUGAGAUUCGAGAUCCAGCAAGUUCAAGGAAACAUGAAAGGGUUACUUCAAGGUGUCUAGAAGAGGCUCGUAAAUCGUUUGGCACUGAUGAGGAUCUACUACUGGUACGUUGCCAUUAGUAAUUAUUAACCUGCUCGAAGUUGAAACCCGCAUUUGUGAUCGUAUGAUAAAUUACUUGAUGUUUUUUGGUGAACAUUCGUUUGGAGAAAGAGAAUCCAAACAGCCCCUUGUCGUUCUUAACUUCACACGAUUGCUGAUAUCCAGUGUUUUGCGGCAGAUUCAUUUGUAUUACAUAGAAGAAUGUGUAAUUUUUCUUGUAUAUUUAUGGACAUUUAGGUAUAUAUAUUAGCAUAAAACAGUUAUUCAUACAAAACAAGUGAUACAUAAUACUUUGUUAUAGAUGUUCUUAAAUAAAUGCCUUUUCAUUAUCAAAA
Ipomoea triloba (trilobed morning glory) is the source of this 1826-nucleotide messenger RNA. RefSeq names its product guanylyl cyclase 1-like. The transcript is spliced from 11 exons. The coding region runs from base 717 to 1511 and encodes 264 amino acids. The record is from RefSeq and is a predicted model, not a curated record. Lineage: Eukaryota; Viridiplantae; Streptophyta; Magnoliopsida; Solanales; Convolvulaceae.